This is a messenger RNA of Mytilus trossulus (common blue mussel), 1473 nucleotides long. Its product is annotated as TNF receptor-associated factor 3-like. Bases 14 to 1030 code for a protein of 338 amino acids. The record is from RefSeq and is a predicted model, not a curated record. The transcript has 3 exons. NCBI's taxonomy places the organism in Eukaryota, Metazoa, Mollusca, Bivalvia, Mytilida, Mytilidae. Gene Ontology annotation, molecular function: metal ion binding.
GUUCGUGAUAUAAAUGGAUGAAACGUUGGUUGACGUUGGAGGACAUGAUAACGAGAUAUUCCUGGACCUUUCUAAAAGAGAAAGACUAGAGUAUAAAUGUUCUAUUUGUCGACUUAUUUUGAAUCAACCUCAGCAAUGUUGUAACGGACAUUUAUAUUGCCUGUCAUGCAUCAAAGAAUGGACUAAACGAGGUAACAAAACUUGCCCUACAUGUGGAGUGCACGCUUCGUACAGUGAUAAUACAGAUUUGAGAAACAUAAUAGAGAGCAAAUAUGUACGAUGUGAGUCUUCUAUGUGUGCAUGGAAAGGGAGACUCGAAAGGCUGAAACAUCAUGUAGCCGAUUCACAUCCUUCGUCAGAAUCAAGCGUUAGUACUGAGAGAGACUCGUUAUCAACGGACGAUCUAAUAGAGUAUCACAAAGUAGUCAAUGAGGUUAACAAAAUACACCAUUUAAAAAAGGAGGUUGUUCAACGAAGGAUAAAGAAAAUGGAGAAGAUUAAGAGACAAAAUGUGUUAGAUAGACAAAGCGCACAAACGUUACCCCCGUUAACAUGUUUAGAAUCAAACACUUCUCGUUCCGACUAUUACCGACCACUUACGGAUAUUAACGACAGGAAAACGGACAGAUUGCCUGCGAUUGCAUUGCAGCACGAAUAUCACAACAGAGGCAGCUUCUAUCAAAGACUGGAAGAUAUUGAAAAUGUAAAGCAGAAAAAAAGGGAAAUUACACGAAAAAAACUGGAACAAAUCGAAAGUCGAAAAGUGGCAGAAAGGCACAGUUUAUACAGAAAAAUACAGGACAUUGAACAAAAACAACAGGAAAAUAGAUAUAACUCUGAACAAAGAAUUUUGCAAAUAGAGAGAAAAAUAAGGGAGGAAAAAGAUGCUUUUCAAAGAAAACUUUCAGCAAAAGAAAGAAAAAACAAAGACGGCCACUUAACAUGGCAAAGACAUAAAAGUGUAAUCAAGGUCCGAAUGAAAAAUGACAAAAUGACCACUCAUCAUAUGAAAAGUACUAUCAAACCCUAAUAAGACACUACGUAUUUUUUUUACUUUCAUGCCCCAACUACAAAAGUAGAGGGGCAUUACGUUUUUUGGGUUGUGCGUCCGUCCGUUCGUCCGUUCAUCUGUCUGUCCCGCUUAAAGUUAAAGUUUUUGGUCAAGAUAGUUUUUGAUGGAAUUGAAGUCAAUCAACUUGAAACUUAGUACACAUGUUCCCUUCGAUAUGAUCUUUCUUAUUAUAAUGACAAAUUAGAGUGUUUACCCCAAUUCCAUUGAACAUAGAAAAUGAUAGUUCGAGUUGGGCAUCUGUGUACUGGGGGCACAUUCUUGUUUUUUUUUGUGUUUGGGAUAAGUCUGUCCUCAGAAAAUGUCAUUGUUCUUCUAUAGUUCAUCCAAAGUUAAAUGCAAUAUCAAAUUAUAUUUGUAUACUAUUUAUAACUAAUUAAAUAAUGACCUAAGGCAUUGUCUUC